AUGACCGAUUGGAUGACUGCGACUAAUUGGGAACGAAAUAUCAUGUUGAAAUCCGCGAGACAUAGCAGAAACAUAUCUUUUAGAUGUUGUGCAACCGUAACGGGCUUAAUUAUAAUGUCAUUUUGUCUUUAUACAAUCAGAUUCAUUAAAAUUGUACACCUACCUUAUCGAACUCUGAUCUAUCGAAUGGAUAAUAUCCAAAAGAGUCCGACUUACGAAAUCACAUAUUGUAUUCAAUUUCUCGGCGGUAUGUAUUCACUUCUCGCUAUCUACACGAUCGACAGUUUUGUCUCAAUACUUGUGCUGCACACAUGCUCGCAGCUCACAAAUCUGCGAAUGACAUUGAACAAUCUAGUGAACGAAAUAACUAACGAUUCGAUAUCUUCCUCGAGAAAAGAGAGCUUUAGGACAGGUUUAGCUGCGAUUGUUAUACGACAUGAACAUCUCAUCAGUUUGUAUGCAUAUUGCUAUUCAGCUGAAAAACUUAUGGCAGAGAGCACCAAUAUGGCGUAUGGCAUUUAUGAAUGCAAGUGGUACAACCUACCAUCGAAAGAUGCAAAAGACUUAAUGUUCAUUGUAUAUCGAUCUAAGAUUCCUCUUAAACUGACAGCUGGAAAAUUCGGCAUCUUUUCAAUAGAGAUGUUUGGAUCAGUAAGAUAUAAUUUGAAUUAUGUAUUUAAUCCGAUUCGCCAAUGGCUAUGGAUCUUUGGUAUAUGGCCCGAUCCACAGAUCCCAUUGAAUGAAUUUCGUCGACCAAGUAUAAGAUUCAUUAUUGUUAUGUGUUCUGUGAGUAUAUAUGUAUUCAGUCCUCAAAUGAUCAAUGUAAUUCGUGCUGCGGGUAGCGUGACUCGGAUGGUGGAAAAUUUCUCCUCUGCAAAUUUCAGCAUGUUGGCAGUGUGUAAAUUGCUUGUAACUUGGUAUCACGGCAAAACACUUCAAUCGCUGAUAAUAUCGAUUAUGACCGAUUGGAUGACUUCGAAGGAGUGGGAACGAAAUAUUAUGUUGAAGAUUACGAGAAGUGGCAGAAAUCUGUCCUUUAAAUGUUGUGCGCUCGCAACUAGCUCGAUUACAUGUCACAUUUCUCUUCAAUUGCUGAGGUUCUUCAAAACUAUUCACCAGCCUAAACGAAACCUCGUUUAUCAAAUAGAAACAAUUCAAAAGAGUCCGAACUACGAAAUCACUUAUUUUAUCCAACUUUUUGGUGGACCGUGUUCAGCUUUCGCUAAUAUCAUUAUUGACAACUUUAUCUCGAUGCUCGUACUACAAGUGUGCGCGCAAUUGAUAAAUCUACGGACAAUGCUGAAUAAUUUGGUAAACAAAUUAGCCAACAAAUCUAUAUCAUCUAUAACAUUUAAAGAAGGUUUAGCUGCGAUCGUCGUACGACAUGAUCAUCUCAUCAGGACCGCAAAGACGAUUGACGACUGCUAUAGCUCAGUGUUACUUGUACACAUGUUAUCUACUACUUUUCAGAUGUGUUUUUUAACUUUCCAAGUUUUCACUAGCACUAGAAUGGCAUACGGCGUCUAUGAAUGCAAGUGGUACGAUUUAUCGUCGAAAGAUGCAAAAAACUUAAUGUUCAUUGUACAUCGAUCUAGAAUUCCUCUUAAAUUGACGGCUGGAAAAUUCGGAACCUUUUCGUUAGAAAUGUUUGGAAUAGUNNNNAAAACAUCAAUGGGAUACUUAUCCGCGUUAUUAACAAUGAGAGAUCAAGGAAAAUGA
This is a messenger RNA of Atta colombica, 1719 nucleotides long. RefSeq lists its product as uncharacterized. Gene Ontology annotation, biological process: sensory perception of smell; detection of chemical stimulus involved in sensory perception of smell. Gene Ontology annotation, cellular component: plasma membrane. The coding region runs from base 1 to 1719 and encodes 572 amino acids. Lineage: Eukaryota; Metazoa; Arthropoda; Insecta; Hymenoptera; Formicidae. Gene Ontology annotation, molecular function: odorant binding; olfactory receptor activity. The transcript has 8 exons. The record is from RefSeq and is a predicted model, not a curated record.